UCAUUUCCUCAACCAGAAAAUAUCCAAAUCUACAGUUUUCUCUCACAUUUUUUUUUAAAAAAAAUCUCUCUAACAGAUAUUAUUAUUUUAUUAUAUGGAAGAUAAAGUUUUUUCUCCGGCGACGGAGACGGUGGUUCAGGCGAGUUCUGCGGCAUCUGAGAUGACCGGCGACGAUGCGGUAGACUCGCAUGAAAAUGCAUCAUCGAAAUGGACCAAUGAGAAACAUAAUUUAUAUCUAAAGUCGAUAGAAGCAUCAUUCGUUGACCAGUUAUACAACUCUUUGGAUAUGCUAAGUCGUCAAACACAAAUUACCAACCGCUCAGACGCUUGUAUCUCAUCUGGCCAGUGUAAGGUUCUUCGCCGCGGUUGUUGGUCAAAGAAAAGUUUCAACAGAGAAAAGUUUCAGGGUUAUUGGAUCCAGCAUUUCAAAAAGGGGUCCUGCAAAAGGCUAUCUUUAACUGCACUGCAAUAUCCUGUAACCGAGUCUAAGUUGGAUCAACAUGCUAUCGUUGCAGAGGUGACGGAUCAAAAUUUUGUUGAAGACACAUCAUGCAGCAGGAAAAGAGCGAGAGUUUCUAAGUACGAUCACGCAAGUAAUGAUCAGGUUGUUCCUCAACGUACUUCUGCCGCAACAACUGAAGUCCCCGACAGUUAUGUUUCACCGAAAAAGUAAGGCUCGAAUCUCAAAUCAGCUUCUUCGCAUAAUCGCUAUUGGUGGUAAUAAAAGUACACAAAACGAGAGGUGUUGUAGCCACUUCUAGGUGACCGCUUAUAAGUUUUUAACCCAUGUUACGCUCGUAAGACUUGGUAAUGCAUGGUGCAACUCCCAAGUAUGUAGAUUAGAUGAUAACGAGAGUCAAGGACGUUUGACUCCGAGUUGGAAAAUCAAGAUAGUUAGGUUGAUCAUCAAUUGGUUUGUUCAUUUUUGUUAUAUUUUUUACUUCGCUGUAAUCGUGCAUAUUCGUUUCCAUCAUGUGAUCGAUCAGUAGCAUGGGUAUC
Molecule: messenger RNA, 999 nt
Organism: Helianthus annuus (common sunflower)
Lineage: Eukaryota; Viridiplantae; Streptophyta; Magnoliopsida; Asterales; Asteraceae
Product: cold-regulated protein 27
Exons: 4
Coding region: 95-673 (192 amino acids)
Biological process (GO): response to cold; regulation of circadian rhythm
Source: RefSeq, a predicted model, not a curated record